AGUCUCCGUUGUAUAGGCUUGCAUUGCAGCUCUACUAGGCUACCCUCCUCCAAGAAUUGCGCAAGCAAGCUAUCCGCAUUGCCGACGAUGUCUAGCCGGAGCAGGCCGAGGGCGCGGCCGUCGCCGGCGGCGAGGAUCACCGACGAGCAGAUCGGCGACCUCGUCUCCAAGCUGCAGGCUCUCCUCCCCGAGGCUCGCCUCCGCAGCAGCAACGACAGGGUGCCGUCGGCGAGGGUGCUGCAGGAGACGUGCAGCUACAUCCGGAGCCUGCACCGGGAGGUGGACGACCUCAGCGAGCGCCUCGCCGAGCUGCUCGCCGCCGCCGACGUCAGCACCGCGCAGGCCGCCGUCAUCCGCAGCCUGCUCAUGUAG
Messenger RNA from Oryza brachyantha (malo sina), 372 nucleotides. Its product is annotated as transcription factor ILI7. NCBI's taxonomy places the organism in Eukaryota, Viridiplantae, Streptophyta, Magnoliopsida, Poales, Poaceae. The transcript is spliced from 2 exons. The coding region runs from base 88 to 372 and encodes 94 amino acids. The record is from RefSeq and is a predicted model, not a curated record. Gene Ontology annotation, biological process: regulation of DNA-templated transcription; regulation of growth. Gene Ontology annotation, molecular function: protein dimerization activity.